Messenger RNA from Salvelinus fontinalis (brook trout), 504 nucleotides. RefSeq names its product B-cell receptor CD22-like. The coding region runs from base 1 to 504 and encodes 167 amino acids. The transcript is spliced from 4 exons. Gene Ontology annotation, cellular component: membrane. The record is from RefSeq and is a predicted model, not a curated record. Gene Ontology annotation, biological process: cell-cell adhesion. Lineage: Eukaryota; Metazoa; Chordata; Actinopteri; Salmoniformes; Salmonidae.
AUGGAUGUGAAGUACGGCCCAAAGAACACCUCAGUGUCAGUCAGUCCCUCUGGUGAAAUAGUGGAGGGCAGUUCAGUGACUCUGACCUGCAGCAGUGAUGCCAACCCACCUGUGGACAAAUACACCUGGUACAAGAAUAAUGAAGCUUCACUGACAGGAUCUGAAAAGACAUACAAUUUCACAACCAUCAGCUCUGAGGACAGUGGAGAAUACUACUGUGAGGCUGAGAAUAAAUAUGGAUGUCUCAACUCUUCUUCUGUGUCUGUGGACGUUCAGUACGGCCCAAAGAACACCUCAGUGUCAGUCAGUCCCUCUGGUGAAAUAGUGGAGGGCAGUUCAGUGACUCUGACCUGCAGCAGUGAUGCCAACCCACCUGUGGACAAAUACACCUGGUACUUUCAAAAUGAGACUUUUCUAAAUGGAUUUGGACAGAUCUAUAACAUAAGUAAGUUCAAGUCUAAGGACAAUGGACAUUACCACUGUGAGGGAAACAAACAGUUGUGA